UUUCUGCCCAACCCAAUCUUCUUCAUUGAUUAAGAAGUUUAUUAAGGUGAAGCUAAAACAAGUCUAUGAAGAGAAAAAGCUGAAAGUCUAAAAAGAUAUCUCUAGAGAUCAAAAAAGCUAGCUUAUGAUACCUAUAUAGAAACCCUCUUUAAUUUCUCCUUUUCACUAAUUUCUAUACACAAUUAAAAAUCCAUUUUAAGUCAUGUUUAAUUCUUCAUCAGACCCCUUCAUGACUUCCUCAGAGAAUAAUGGAAACAAUUGUAUUAACAACAACAAAAGAAAAAGAAGGCCAGCUGGAACCCCAGAUCCAGAUGCAGAAGUGGUAUCUUUAUCACCAAAAACUUUAUUAGAAUCAGAUAGAUACAUAUGUGAGAUCUGUAAUCAAGGAUUUCAAAGGGAUCAAAAUUUACAAAUGCAUAGAAGAAGGCAUAAAGUACCAUGGAAAUUGCUAAAAAGAGAAACUCCUAUUGUUAAAAAAAGAGUAUUUGUUUGUCCAGAGCCAACUUGUCUACAUCAUGACCCUUGUCAUGCUCUUGGUGAUCUUGUUGGUAUUAAAAAACACUUCAGGAGGAAACAUAGUAAUCACAAACAAUGGGUAUGUGAGAAAUGUAACAAAGGAUAUGCUGUUCAAUCUGAUUACAAGGCACAUCUCAAAACAUGUGGAACUCGUGGUCAUUCUUGCGAUUGCGGUCGCGUAUUCUCCAGGGUGGAGAGCUUCAUAGAGCAUCAAGACUUAUGUAGUUUUGGAAGCCUUCGAUCAGAAUCACAAUCUUUAAUACAAUUACCAUCAGCACCUUGCCUUUCUCGUACAGCUUCAAGUCCUAGCCCUUCAAGUGAUCACACAAAUAAUCUCAUCACUACUACUAAUACAGUCCCAUGGCCUAAUUUUAUUAUGAAAACUCCAAAUGCCAUAAUAAAAAAACACAAUUUAGAGCUCCAACUCUUGACUACUACUACUACAACAACAUCUCCAUCUAGCCCCUUUGAUGUCUCCGUAUCGUCAAAAUCGCGCGAUGAUCAUAAUCUUCAACUCUCUAUUGGUUCAUCGGAUCUAAGUGAGAAGAAUGAGUCGGAGAAUAAUAAUAAUGACACACACAGAUCGAGAAAUGGUGUAGAGGGGUUGAGGCAGGCGUUAGCCGAAAAAGUGUACGCGGAAGAGGCGAGAAAGAAAGGGAGGAGAGAAAUUGAAUUGGCGGAGGAAGAAUUGGGUAAUGCAAGGAGAAUAAGGAGACAAGCACAAAUGGAAUUAGAAAAGGCACAAGUAUUGAAGGAAGAAGCAAUAAGGAAAAUUAAUUUUACUCUUUCACAAAUCACAUGUCAUGCUUGCAAACAAAAGUUCCAAGGUAAAAGGAUAACAACAACAAGUAUAGUUCCUAAUUCUCAUCAUGACCAAAAUAUUCAUCUCAAGUAUAGUACUUGCCCAACAUCACUACACUAGUUGUACUAUAUUGUAUUUCUUCAUCUCUACUUUGGAUUUAUUUUUUUUUGUUACAUUUUUGGGCACUUAAGUUUGUUGUAUGAAUAUAAGUCUAGUGUGGAUGGUGCAUGCUACUAUGAUGAACAACCUAAUAAUGUGAAAGUGAAAUCUCUUGUGGUAUGAAAAUUUGUAGGGGUUCUUGAUUUUAUUAUUUU
Molecule: messenger RNA, 1632 nt
Organism: Solanum tuberosum (potato)
Lineage: Eukaryota; Viridiplantae; Streptophyta; Magnoliopsida; Solanales; Solanaceae
Product: protein SHOOT GRAVITROPISM 5-like
Exons: 3
Coding region: 203-1438 (411 amino acids)
Cellular component (GO): nucleus
Molecular function (GO): DNA-binding transcription factor activity
Source: RefSeq, a predicted model, not a curated record